UGAGCGGAUUGCUGCCAGGUAACAAGGAUGGGGUUGGGGGGAGGUCAGGGCGCUCCUCUUCCCUCCAGCUUCAGUGGCAUCUUGCCCUGAGGGCUGCCACGAUCUGCUCCGCACCCUGCACACCCGCCAGCAGCGGGGUCACGGAGGGAGGAAGGAAGCCCUGGCCACCCUCCAUCCUCGUGAUUCCCCGCUGUUCCUUUGUCCAUUCUGGCUUGCAGGGAGGGGAGGACCAGGCCAGGGGAUACUGUGGGGGUGACCAAGGCCCUGGCUGCUUCUUGAACUGUGGCUACCCACUCCGCUGUCCUCCCCCUGGGGAACUGAGCAUUGACAAGCGCCUCCUCUCCCGGUGGAGAGAGCCAGCCGCUCCAAAGGAGACAGAAGUAGAACUACUAGCAGUUUUAGGCGCUGCUCAAAGGGACCUGUGAGGACAGAUUGCCAAGUGUCCAACUCAGGACAGCGGCGUGACAAGUCUGCUUUCGGGGUACUCUCGCUGGAUCCUGAGACAACAGGAAAAUGACUUCCCAUGACCAAAAGGCCGUCACUCGCAGAACCAAGGUGGCUCCCACCAAGAGGAUGAGCAGGUUCUUGAAGCACUUCACAGUGGUGGGGGACGACUACCACACCUGGAAUGUCAACUACAAGAAGUGGGAGAACGAGGAGGAUGAGGAGGAGCCCGCCCCCACGUCUGCGGAGGGCGAGGGCAGUGCUGUGGGCCCAGACGCUGAGGCUGGCUCUGCCUCCACACCCAGGCCAUCCCUGGACUUCAGGAGCCGGCUAAGGAAACUCUUCAGUUCCCACAGGUUUCAGGUCAUCAUCAUCUGCCUGGUGGUCCUGGACGCCCUCCUGGUGCUGGCUGAGCUCCUUCUGGAUUUGAGGAUCAUUGAGCCGGAUCUUUCGGUCAAGAAGUAUUCCACGAAGGUAUUCCACUAUCUGAGUUUAGCCAUCCUGGCCUUCUUCGUGCUGGAGAUCUCCCUUAAAGUCUUUGUCUUCCGCUUGGAGUUCUUCCACCACAAGUUUGAGAUCCUGGAUGCCAUUGUGGUGGUGGUGUCCUUUGUCCUUGACCUCAUCCUCCUGUUUAAAAACCACCAUUUUGAAGCUCUUGGUCUGCUGAUUCUGCUUCGGCUCUGGAGGGUGGCCCGGAUCAUCAACGGUAUCAUCAUCUCAGUGAAGACACGCUCUGAACGGCAGAUCUUACGGUUAAAGCAGAUAAACCUCCAACUGGCCACCAAGAUCCAGCAUCUGGAAUUCAGCUGCUCCGAGAAGGAACAAGAAAUUGAGCGACUGAGCAAGCUGUUGAGACAGAACGGACUUCUUGAGGACGUGAACGUGAACUAAGCCUUCCAGAAGCUCCAUCCAGAGCUGGGCUGUGUCCAGAGAGCAACUGUGUGGUUUGAGGUCCAGUCCCCACCCAUCUCUGCCUUGGCUUGCACUCCUGGAUGCUGGGGACAAAUCUUCAUGGCCACAGCUGUCUCCUCCGUGUCCAUGCCCUACGCCUGCAGCAAAGGAAUCAUAACAACCUUUUCUCAAGCUGGACUCUGUUGCUUGGAAAUGGAGAAAGCUGGACUUGCAAACCAACUUGACACACAUCUGGGAUGGGGCUGGAGCCUGUGCCCUGUGCCAGCCCAUCCUGCAAACCCUUUCUUUACUAGACGGUCCACAGCUUCUCCUGCUGCAGUCCCUGGGGAGCCAUCAUGGUACCCAGCCCCACUGCAGCAUCCGGCUGUACCGUCAGCUUCGAACUGGCUCUGCACCCACCAGCAUCUUUCAGUUACUGUACAAUUAAUGUAUAAUAGGCUCUCCUUCCCCAGGGCUCGCCUACCACAUUCUCCUCAGUGGCAGCCCACACCAGCCCACCAGUUAUCCAGCCAGCUCACGGCAGGGCCCCAAGACUGCCCUGCAAUUAGCAUGCUCUUGGGGUACAACUCCCUUGGGGCACAUGGUUUUACACAGCCUCUUGCAGGUCUGUACUUCAGAUGCUGACGGGCGUUCUAAAGUCAGCUCCCACUAGACCAGGAAUGAUGCACCGAGGAGGCGUCCCACGCACUGCUGCAUCAGGCUUGCUCCCUCCUGUCUCCCAGAGGUGACUCCGCCUUUGACCUGUGUGUGCUGGACCAUCUGACCCAAUGCCCAGCAGAGCAAAGCUUCUGAGAGGGAGAAGGCAGUGGACAGGGCAGAGGGCUGCUUUAAGGGAAGUGGCAGCGAGGUUCCUGUCCUCCUGAGCUUGGGGCCCAGGUGCCCACUGCUGCCAAAGGGAAGCCCUCAUGAUGGGUACUCACCCGUGUGGGGGCCACCUCAUCAUACAAAUGGGAAGAAGAAGCUGAAGGGCAGCCUGGCAUUGAUGGUGGGUGGGGCUCGGAAGCCUGCCUCUGCAGGGGCUGACACAUCCACAAAUGUCACUGCAGUGGAAAUGACCAUGGUCCUCUCAGGCCCUGGGAGGGGCUGUAAGGAAAAGAGUCAGCACUGUCAUCAUCUUCCUCACCCGCCCUCACGGCCAGCCUGAGGAGCCGCACGGCGGGUGAGGAGCACUAUGCUAUCAACUAUGCUGGUCCAGCAGCAGCAACCACAGUUCUGUGUUCACAAGAAUUGUGACUGCAAAUAAAACUGUCAGCCUUUUUGAGUACAAGUUAAA
This is a messenger RNA of Rattus norvegicus (Norway rat), 2629 nucleotides long. The record is from RefSeq and is a predicted model, not a curated record. Lineage: Eukaryota; Metazoa; Chordata; Mammalia; Rodentia; Muridae.